AUGUCUACUCUCCUGUUUGACCCAUUGACAGCGACAACUGUCGAGCUGCAACGGCGACUAGUUAGUGGGAAAUUAAAUAGCGUUCAGAUUAUUGAGACAUACCUCGCCCAGAUAGAUGCACAUAAUCCGGCCCUUAAUGCCUUCAUCUCACUCGCUCCUCGAGAUGCUCUUAGAGACACCGCAGCAGCGCUCGAUGCUGAGCGCGUUGCUGGAGCUCUUCGCGGCCCUUUCCAUGGCAUACCCAUUGUUCUAAAGGAUAGCAUUAUGACGGCUUCAGAGCUUGGGAUGCCUACAACUGCGGGCUCUUUCGCACUGGUGCAAGCCAAAUGCAGAAAGAAUGCUCCGUUGGUACAAAACUUAAUAGAUGCUGGCCUCAUCAUCCUGGGAAAGGCCAAUUUGACCGAGUUCUGUGGCUUAAAGACCUCAGCCAUGAUGCCUGGGUGGUCUGCUUACGGCGGCCAGACGCUGUCUCCGUAUGUUGGCAAGAUUGAGGAUAAUGAGACAAUCCUUGGUCACUCUUCACCCGGAGGCUCAUCGACAGGACCAGCGGUAGCUGUAGCUGCUGGAUUUGCCCCUCUGUCGAUAGGCAGUGAGACUACAGGAUCGAUUAUGGUACCUGCGUCCCGAAACGCCCUGUAUGCAAUCAAGCCUACGGUUGGGGAUGUUGAUAUGACAGGAGUAUUCUCCCUAAGUGAACUCUACGAUGCCGCCGGACCAAUGGCGAAAUCAACCAAUGAUCUUGUACCUGUAACUGAGAUACUCCUGGGUCGCAAACUGAUCUUUACAGGACAAAAAGACUGGCAAAAUUUGUCAGUUGGCUUCGUUGAUCCGAGGAUAUGGAAUCUUGGAGACUCAAUGUGUAGACAUCAUGAGGGCACAGCAGAAGAGAUGAUUGAGACUUACGAGCUGGUUGUCUCUAAGUUAAAGGAAGCUGGAGGCGUUAUCCAUUAUCCUGUUGUUGUCCCGGAUGUUUCAGAGUUGACCGUCGAUGGCAAAGAGGCGUUUAUGAAGAUUGCAUUUUGGGAUUGCAAGAACAGAACCAUUGACAAUUUUCUCAAGGAGUACGAGGAAUCGCCUGUUCGCUCGCUUGCUGAUGUUAUCAAGUUCAAUGAAGAGCACAAAGAUGACGCCCUCCCUCAUCCAUUCCCUGACCAGAAUGAUCUUCACAAGUGUCUGGACAACGCCGACGAGGAAGAAGAGAUUGAGUUUCUCAAGAAGGGCCUACGGGCAAAGGCGAGACAACUUUUGGACUCUACCUUCGAUACUGAAGGGGUGAACAUUAUUGCUGCGCCCACUGAUUCGGCGCUGCUGAUCCAUGGCGCAGCUGCAGGCUACCCAACCGCCAAUGUUCCUCUUGGAAUUCUAUCGUACAAUGGCAGGGCAUACGGCACUUGUUUAAUUGCCAAGGCCGGCGAGGAAGAGACGUUGCUGCGGUUUAUGAACAUCUAUGAGAACACGCUCCCAUCAAGGCCUGUUCCCGACCUUGGAAAGCUGGCUCCCAUAGCAAGAUAA
Messenger RNA from Trichoderma aggressivum f. europaeum, 1512 nucleotides. RefSeq lists its product as uncharacterized. The record is from RefSeq and is a predicted model, not a curated record. The transcript has 7 exons. The coding region runs from base 1 to 1512 and encodes 503 amino acids. NCBI's taxonomy places the organism in Eukaryota, Fungi, Ascomycota, Sordariomycetes, Hypocreales, Hypocreaceae.